UCCUCGCAGUCUGACCCUAAACGUCGUGAGGAACAGGUCUUUGGAGUUUGUCUACGAUAUAACACCUGACUGAAAGAAGAGAGAGUGAAUUACUUGACUAUCUUUGAUAUUUAUCGUGAUUUUCUAACUUGUGUUGGUUAUAUAUAUCUACGUCUUUUUGGGGAGGAAGUUGAAAUUUCCUUCGUCGUGUUUUGGGAGAAACUAUUGAAUUCGAGAAGAAAAAGAAAAUAUAUUACAAAAACGGCAAGAUGGUGAGGUGUUUGAUCCACGGACAUAAUCAGCAGUACAAAAUGACCUGUAAAGGCGACGACGCCGAGGACAUGUGCGGGAAUACCCUGGAGCCCGACCCUCGCUACGACUCCUGCUGCUCCAACAUCUUCCGGCCGGGGAAGGUGCUCAGGGACAUCGUCAAGGGCCUCCUGGUGGUGCUGGCCAUCGCCGUCGUCAUCGCCGUCGUGUUUGUUAUCAUCUUCUACGUCGUCCCAGGCAAGGAGGGCGUGGAGCCUGUCGAGCACCUGAAUAAGAGCGCCAUUGUGGGCCGCCCCGCCGAGCACGAAGUCACUGGCAACGGGAUCAGUGAGGUCGAAUUUACCGACAAUACUCGAUACGACGUCGCCCCCAACCUGGAGAGAAUCCGGGAGGAGGAGGACGUGGAUGUGCAUGCCGGCCACGACCACGUCCACGACCACAACCAUGAGCACGCUGACCACGAUCAUGCCCACCACGAUCAUACCCACCACAACCAUGCCCACAAGCAGUCGUCAACCGAACCCACGCCCGAGCAGGAAGCCGAGCCCGAGCCGGCGUCAGAGCCCGAGCCGGAGCCAGAAGCCACCCCUGAGCCCGAGCCCGAAGCCGAGCCCGAGGCCGAACCCGAGCCCGCGCAUAUGGGUAAGGAAGAGGUGACCCACGACGCCCAUGAGGCCCACCACCAAGGGCACUCGGAGGGAGAGUCGGGCCACGAGCACGGGCACUUGCAUGAGGGACAUGACAUGGCCCACGAUCAUACUCACCAUCACGAUGAUAUGACUCAUGUUCACACUCACGCCGAAGGUGACAUGACUCAUGAUCACAGUCACGAUGGUGACAUGACUCAUGAUCACAGUCACGAUGGUGACAUGACUCAUGAUCACAGUCACGAUGGUGACAUGACUCAUGAUCACAGUCACGAUGGUGACAUGACUCAUGAUCACAGUCACGAUGGUGACAUGACUCAUGAUCACAGUCACGAUGGUGACAUGACUCAUGAUCACAGUCACGAUGGUGACAUGACUCAUGAUCACAGUCACGAUGGUGACAUGACUCAUGAUCACAGUCACGAUGGUGACAUGACUCAUGAUCACAGUCACGAUGGUGACAUGACUCAUGAUCACAGUCACGAUGGUGACAUGACUCAUGAUCACAGUCACGAUGGUGACAUGACUCAUGAUCACAGUCACGAUGGUGACAUGACUCAUGACCACACUCACGCCGAAGGUGACAUGUCUCAUGAUCAUAAUAGCGAAUUUGGCCAUGAACACGUGCAUGCCGAGAUGGGCCAUGACCAGACAGCCACCACCGCCCACGAGAAUCCCGAAGCCACGCCCUCGGCCGCCGUCACGACCGAGAAAACCAUCGUCUCCGUAUCCAGCACAGGCGGGGUCGUGGUCAAAUCCUCCGAAUCUGAGGUCACUCACUUGCCCCCGACUAGCAUCCCGCCGCUCCUUGAUGUACUGGGCACCCACGCCGCUCCUGCUGAAGACACGAACGGAAAUUGCCGUCCUCGCAGCCUGGAGAUGUGCAGGGACCUGCCCUACGCCCUCACCUCCCUCCCGAACUGGGCCAAUGACAAGUCAGACUACGAACUCCACAAUGCGUCUCUUCCGUUCUUUAGAGACGUCAUCGUGAGGUCGAGGUGUUCCCCGCGGGCCCGAGAGUACUCCUGCGCCAUCUUGGAACCCCAGUGUGGUGCCAAUGGUGCCAUCAUUCCUCCGUGCCGAACUUUCUGCCGAUCUGUGGCUUCAACGUGCCAGGAAUUCGUCAUUAAAGGUUUUGGUUUGAGUGACGUGUUCAAAUGCGAUAGAUUCCCCGAUUCGACCGACCCCGCUGUGUGCUUCGAUGCCACUCAAGAACCUUGUCUUGGGUUGGAGCACCGCUGUGGAGACGGCAAAUGUGUGGCGAAGAGACUAGUCUGUGACGGAAUCUCGGACUGUGUUGACCAGUCAGAUGAGGCUACAUGUCCUGGCCGUCUUCCAGGACUCUCCUCGUCAACAACCCCUGCCUCAGAAACCCCAGAACCCCAGACUUCCUUCCCUGGCGAAGAAGUGGCAACUACCAUCCCCGAGUACGCGACGGAGGACGCCGUGACCGAAGGGGCAGUGGAGGAGACGACUUUCUUCACAACGGCACCCGAAACCUGCCCCGAGCUGAUGUGCUUGGAUGGAACCUGUCUCGCCAUUUCUCAGCUUAAUGAUGGUGUCAAUGACUGUGCCGAUGGCACAGAUGAGCAGAACUUUUCAGAACUGAUUUCUAUCACUUAAGGCAUAAGUAGGAGAGUUUGUGUGUAUACCUUAUCAAUGUUUGUAUUCCAACCGUAAUUUCAGUUGCAGCUUCCAUUCAUAGAAAUACGAAAGGUAUAGAUGUUAUUUUUUUUGCAGCAGCUUCAUUAAAUUGUUGAUAGAUAUAUUACUUUUCCUAAUAUGUCGAAAAGAUGUCAUUUUGAAUAGAACUGUCAAAUAUUUGGUACUUUUCUCUUAAUUGUUAACACCGAUAUUGUGAAAGAGAUAGCCAAAUUAUUCAAUAUUCCAGUCUGUCUGGUUGUUGCCACAAUUGUUGUGAAGCCAGUCCGUCCGUACCGGUCAUUUAGUCAGUAAUCUUUCUGUAUAUGUGAAUAUCCCUUUUAACUUUUAACCCGUUUCACCCUAUAUUUUAUAUUCUUUUAAUCUUCGAAUUAUUCUUUUGUAUAUAGUGUAAUUACUAAUUUUCUACUCGUUUCUGGCAUUCUUUGAAGUAUGUUCUUAACAACCACAAGGUUUGUUACUUUCCAUUUAUUCCGUCCAAUUUAUUUUUAUGACCAGUGGAGCCAAUGGCAAGGGUCUUAAAGAGGAGAGUUGUGAAAAAAAAACUUUUUUUUUAGGUUGUUCAAUACCAUUAAAAUAUUUAUUGCAUUUCUAAUUUAUAGUUUAUUUACAUUUCCAAUUUCUGUUACAUUGAUUAUAGAUUCUGAAAGUAAGACUAUGUCCUUUUCACAAUGUCAAAAAAACUUAUUAUAAAUUUACGAGAUCUGAAAUAUAAAUUCACAUCUCUGUACCUUCAGAUGGUCAUGUAUUUUGUAACAUCUCUCUCAAGCAGCUUUCAAUAUACCUGAAAGUCCCUUGCUCAUAAAUUAAUGCACUAUCAGCUCUUAAAUGUGUUUGUGAGAAUGCAAAUUAUUGUCAGUGAUUGUGUGUAUCUGAAGAAUGUAUGUGAACUGAAAGUGUCAUUAUUAGUGUCGUAUUUUAUUACCAAUUUUCCACACAAAGUGAAUGUAGAUAUUUUGACAUGUUUAAUAGUCUCAAUCUUCCAUGCAAUCUGAAAGGUAGCUAUAUAUAUGAAUAUCUGUAUGGAUGUCUCUUUUAUUAAAUAAAAUGUUCCAUGAUCAAA
Penaeus indicus is the source of this 3621-nucleotide messenger RNA. Its product is annotated as clumping factor B-like. The record is from RefSeq and is a predicted model, not a curated record. Gene Ontology annotation, biological process: canonical Wnt signaling pathway; non-canonical Wnt signaling pathway. Gene Ontology annotation, molecular function: Wnt-protein binding. NCBI's taxonomy places the organism in Eukaryota, Metazoa, Arthropoda, Malacostraca, Decapoda, Penaeidae. The transcript is spliced from 9 exons. The coding region runs from base 249 to 2519 and encodes 756 amino acids.